GAAAUCUCCUCGAUGAUAAAUCUUAAAAAAAAUAAAAGAAGACAAAACAUUUAAUUCAAUUCGACAAAUAUGUUGUUCCAUCCGGCAAUAAAGUUACAUCAUUGGGGCAGUCAAUAGCAAAUUAACUUCAUUCACCUUACCUAUAAAAGGAGCAUGUUGACAACUUAUCAGACAACUUUGGCAGAGGACACCUGCACAAGGAUGAAAACCUCAGGAUUGAUUUUAGCGAUUCUUGCUACCAUAUUUUGCACAACAUGCACGGCUCCAUUGAAGCCUUUCUGCAGACGAUGGCAUGGUAAAUGCUACGUAAAACCAACACAGAGAGAGAAUCUGGACAGGAGAAGAAGUCCUGCUGUGUUGACCACAAGUACUGUUACAGUAACUGACCCUAUCAAGGAGACAACUUUAUCAACCGUUGUUACGACAACAAGAAAGCCACAGCCUCGUCGAAAAUAUUGGUUUACGGAAAUUAUAUAUGCUAAUAAGACAUUCAAAAAGUUGAUGCUUGAUAGAUGGAAGGAGCACAUACUGUUUUAAGACUGUGUCACAAAGAUGAAGCCCAAGAAUGGAUUUCACUUAUUUGCUUUACGACUAACAAAACUUCUGUAAACCUUUUAAUGUUUUUUAGGCUAGGCUAUUUUUAUUAUUUAAUACAUUAAAUGUCAAAUCUCAGUAACGACAAGCUCUUUACGUGCGAAACUUUUCUAAUUUCUUGUUCAUCACUAUUUCCAAUUGGUGCAGGAUGAAUUUUAAGAAUUAAAGAAUUUCUUUCUUUGGUUUAUUUUUUACCUUAAAUUGAAUGAUGUAUCAUUUAUUAGUUGGGAAAAAACUUUUAAAAGGAUGCGGAUUUUUUUGUCUUUAAGAAGAACUAUCCAUUGAUAACAAGUUGUGCUUAAAAUGUCCAUUAAAAUGUGAAUAUGAACUAUAUUAUAUUUUUUAUAUUUGUGAGCUUUUGUUCUCAAGAUAUUUCAGGUUAAAGUAGUAUUACGGCCGCCGCCAUGACAGUGUCGAUUAGGAUCUUCUGUUCCGCAAAAUACUAACUUGUGUGAUGUAGUCGGCGGAGAUGUAAAACGCAGUCUGAAGGAACGGAGCGAGGAAAUACUAAACUGUGCCUUUUGCGAUUGUCUAAGAGUAAAUUUUAUUAUUUUGAAAUAAAUAUCUUUAUCAGAAUAAAAUAAUGUUUCACCUCUACAAAUAUAGUUUUAGAGUUUUAGACAUGAGUUAUCACUUUAAAAAAGUAUUACGUGCAUCCAACUCUGAUAUGAAAUUUUUUUGUGUUAAAAUAAGUCCUGCAAGCUAUCUACGUCGCGUGACGUCACAAAUGAACAAAAUAUAAGCGAACCAAUUUGGGUUUUGUUCGAUAAUGGCGGUAACCGUUAAUGCAAUUAUCGUUUCUGGGGGACAAAAUUUGGACAUAAAAAUAUAUAUGCCAUGUUGCUUUUGGAAUAUAUAAGAAUGUUCUUAUUACAAAAAAAAGUAUGUGUAAGCUUGUACUUUCCGACGGUGGAAAGGUAACCAGUUCGCAAGAAAAUACAACGUUGAUUGUAUACAUGCAUAUACAAAAGAUACGCUUUGUAAACAUUUACCAGGCCGUGAAAGAACAUACGGGUUUUUUAGAAU
This is a messenger RNA of Hydractinia symbiolongicarpus, 1620 nucleotides long. RefSeq lists its product as uncharacterized. NCBI's taxonomy places the organism in Eukaryota, Metazoa, Cnidaria, Hydrozoa, Anthoathecata, Hydractiniidae. The transcript has 3 exons. The record is from RefSeq and is a predicted model, not a curated record. The coding region runs from base 154 to 537 and encodes 127 amino acids.